GAAUUGAUUGUGAGGCUAUCGCCUUAUUGCAGGGAUUCCGCAUGGCUCUUUUCGGAGAUUUAAACAUUGUCACUACAACAGAUAAGAGAACUCUUAAAAAUGUUAUCGAAACAGCUGCUCAUCUUGGAUAUUCAACAGUUGCUAUUAACCAUGUAGUUAACCUCCAAGAAAAGAAACAGGAAAUUGGCAAACCUACUUGUGUGGCAGAACUUUUCGCCUGUCCUCCCAUUGUACAGGGGAAAUCAAAGCCAAUUAAAAUAAUCACCAGACUGACUGUAGUGGUUUCUGAAGCAUCACAUUGCAAUGAAUUGAGAACAACGUCCUCCCGCACCAGGUUGUAUGACCUUGUGGCUGUGCAUCCCAAAACAGAGAAGCUAUUUCAUACCGCUUGUAUGACAUUAGAUGUGGACAUAAUUGAAAUUGUUAUGACAGAAAAGCAACAGUUUCAUUUAAGACGUCCCCCGGUGAAUGUGGCAAUUGAUAGAGGAAUUGUCUUUGAACUUGUUUAUAGUCCUGCCAUUAAAGAUUCUACAAUGAGAAGAUAUACUAUUUCAAAUUCACUCAGUCUGAUGAAUGCAGGUAAAGGAAAGAACAUUAUUAUAUCAAGUGGAGCAGAAAAGCCUUUAGAAUUAAGAGGACCUUAUGACAUCGCUAACCUAGGGUUACUGUUUGGCUUGUCGGAAGGGGAUGCCAAAGCAGCAAUCUCAACCAACUGCAGAAAAGCUGUUCUGCAUGGAGAAACAAGGAAGACUGCACAGGGUGUGGUGCACACCAUGAAGAAAACUGAAGCCCCUGAAGAUGAGGAGGAGGCCCCAGCCUCAAAAAGGGCAAGAAUUGAAGCUCCUUAAGUAAAAAUUUAUGUCCCAUCAAAAUUACUAUUGUGUUUGAAAAAUUGGCUUUCUAGGCGUAUAGUUUUUUGUAUUAUUAUUUUCAUAGUUCUGUUAUAAAAUCGUAUUUGUUUUUACAUCUCCCAGUCUCUGGUAGAGGUGCAUGUCCUGUUCUAAUGCUGUGCAAUUGAUUCAGCACGUAGCAGACAGCGCACUGUAAAGUUAUUUAUCAGUUAUAUACAGACACACGCACUAAAACUAGACACUGCCAUGGGCAAAAAUUAUCUGAAAUAGAGACGCUUAGAAUCUUCUGGAAAAUUCUUACUAAAAGGAAUCCAUUAUUAUACAAUACAGGAGGUUUGUGUGAGUGUGUGUGAAAUGUCCACAAGUCAGGAUAGGAUCCUGUAUAAUUGUCUUUAGGUACGAAGAAAAAAUAUAAAUUUCUAUAUAAUGAAGAAGAAAAGUAACUGAAAAUUCACUUUUUUGGCUACAAUGUUUCAGCCUCCACCUGCAGAGAGUAGAAAUAGCUACGUAGAUGUUGCUCAUUAAAUUGCUACUCAUUAAAAUAGUGAUUUUUCAGUUUAUCAGUUACUUUUCUUCAACAAGUAUCUCUAGUGAUUGAGUAUCCUGAUGGAUCCUGAUACUCCUUGGAUGUAGAGCUGUUUUUGAUUUGUGU
Messenger RNA from Polyodon spathula (Mississippi paddlefish), 1503 nucleotides. RefSeq names its product ribonuclease P/MRP 30 subunit (gene rpp30). Gene Ontology annotation, cellular component: ribosome; nucleolar ribonuclease P complex. The coding region runs from base 42 to 848 and encodes 268 amino acids. The record is from RefSeq and is a predicted model, not a curated record. Gene Ontology annotation, biological process: translation; tRNA processing. The transcript is spliced from 11 exons. Lineage: Eukaryota; Metazoa; Chordata; Actinopteri; Acipenseriformes; Polyodontidae. Gene Ontology annotation, molecular function: RNA binding; structural constituent of ribosome.